UCAUCAGGGGUGACUGCUGUUCUCUCUCUCCUGCUCCAGUAACUGGAGGCACAAGUUCCUUCUUCACCAGCCUCAACUUCAUUUCUCAGAAGGUCUGGGCUGUGUUCUGCUGUCAUGGCACCCAAAAAGAACAAGGCGACCAAAAAGAGCAAAGGAGACAUAAAUGAAAUGACCAUAAUGGUUGAGGACAGCCCAAUCAACAAGAUCAAUGGGCUGAACACCCUGCUGGAAGGAGGAAACGGCUUCAACUGUAUUUCAACUGAAGUUACUGAUUCUGUUUAUGCACCCAACCUCCUGGAGGGUUUGAGCACCAUGAGGCAGGACAGCUUCCUCUGCGAUCUGACAGUCGCCACCAAGUCAAAGUCAUUUGAUGUCCACAGGGUCGUCAUGGCCUCCUGCAGCGAGUACAUAAGAAACAUCCUGAAGAAGGAUUCGUCCCUCCAGAAGAUCGACCUGAACGAUCUCUCGCCGGUCGGCCUCGCCACAGCGAUUACAUAUGCAUACUCUGGAAAGCUGACCCUGUCGCUGUACAGCAUCGGCAGCACUAUCGCUGCAGCCAUGCUGCUGCAGAUCAGCACCUUAGUAAAGAUGUGCAGCGAUUUCCUGAUGCAGGAGCUCAGCGUGGAGAACUGCAUGUAUGUGGCCAACAUCGCUGACGCCUACGACCUCAAAGAAACCAAGGAGGCAGCUCAGAAGUUCAUGCGGGAGAACUUCAUCGAGUUUUCUGAGAUGGAGCAGUUCCUGAAGCUCACCUAUGAGCAGAUCAGCGAUUUCCUCUCAGAUGACUCCCUGCAGCUGCCCUCUGAGGUCACGGCCUUCCAGAUUGCCAUGAAGUGGUUGGACUUUGAUGAGAAGAGGUUGAAGUAUGCAGCGGAUCUCCUAACUCUUAUCCGCUUUGGCACAAUCUCUGCCCAAGACCUGGUGAAUCAUGUCCAGAGCACGCCUAGAAUGAUGCAAGACCCCGAGUGCCACCGUCUCCUUGUUGAUGCCAUGAAUUACCAUCUGCUGCCGUACCAACAGAACAUCCUCCAGUCACGCAGAACAAAGGUUCGUGGUGGCCUCAAGGUAAUACUCACAGUCGGUGGACGCCCCGCCUUGACAGAGAAAUCUCUCAGCAAAGACGUUCUCUACAGAGAUGCAGAUAACGUGUGGAAUAAGUUGACAGAAAUGCCGGCAAAGAGCUUCAAUCAGUGUGUGGCGGUCUUGGAUGGCUUCCUGUACGUGGCAGGUGGCGAGGACCAGAAUGAUGCAAGGAACCAGGCCAAACAUGCUGUCAGCAACUUCUGCAGAUAUGACCCCCGCUUCAAUACUUGGAUUCACUUGAGCAACAUGAUCCAGAGGCGCACACACUUCAGCCUCAAUAUCUUCAACGGCCUUCUGUUCGCCAUCGGAGGGCGAAAUGGCGAUGGUGUCCAGGCUUCUAUGGAAUGCUAUGUGCCCUCCUCCAACCAGUGGCAAAUGAAAGCGCCCAUGGAGGUGCCCCGCUGCUGCCAUGCCAGCUCCCUCAUUGACGGCAAGAUCCUUGUAUCCGGAGGUUACAUCAACAAUGCCUACUCCAGAGCCGUGUGCGCGUAUGAUCCCUCUACUGACACCUGGCAGGAUAAGAGCAGUCUGAGCACACCUCGAGGCUGGCACUGCGCCGCCACCGUGGGAGACCGGGCCUACGUCAUCGGUGGCAGUCAGCUUGGAGGUCGUGGGGAGAGGGUGGACGUCCUCGCCGUUGAGUCUUAUAACCCUCACAGUGGGCAGUGGAGCUACUGCACGCCUCUUCACACGGGAGUGAGCACAGCAGGUAUUUCCAUUUUGAACAACAAGAUCUAUCUCCUCGGAGGCUGGAACGAGGGCGAGAAGAAGUACAAGAAAUGCAUUCAGGUUUUCAACCCUGACCUCAAUGAAUGGACUGAGGACGAUGAGUUGCCAGAAGCUACAGUCGGCAUUUCAUGCUGUGUAGUCACCAUACCCACACGGAAAACACGAGAGUCCAGAGCCAGUUCAGUGUCUUCAGCACCAGUCAGUAUAUAGAAGUUUAGAUGGUAAUAAUGUAGUUUACAUGUCUCAAGGUCUCCAGCUUUUCUGUUGUGUAAAGCUUGGUUCUAAAUGGCUCCUUUUCAGGGGUUAAGAUAAUCAGUUCAAAUUGUUAAAUUAAUGUGCAAAAAAUAAUCAAAUGCAAGGAUUACAAAUUGGGAACAAUUUUUUUUUUAAAUUUAAGAAAAUUAAAGCCUUGAAAUGUAUUUUCAGUAUUUAAGGUUGUAUAAUUACUAUAAUUGGUUUCAUAAAGGUAAGAUAAUGUUUAUGACUGCUUUAUGAUAGAAAAAAACUGGAAAAAGCUAUAACCUAUUUUAUCAUUUUUUGACUAAUUACCUUUGGGGCCAAUUCAAUUAGGAUAAUUUCAUCUGCCCAUGUCUAUAGCAAAGACAGUGCUCUAGAACAGAGUGCGAGAAUUACCAUCGCCCUAUAGUUUUCUCAUCGAAAGCCUAUGGGCUGUUUUCAGUAGAGUCUGGAUUAUGGCAGAAAAUAAGCUCUGUGAUGAACAAAAGUUUAUGAUACGUACACGUUUUGUUUCUCUUCACAAAUGUACACCAUUUUCAGGAUUUUUGAAGCCUAAAUACAAUUGCCAGAGGUAAAAAGCUAAUGUAACAAAUGAACUACACCAUGCUGGAAUGACUUAAUGCUGCAACCGCAACAAGGUUGUAAAGCUGCGUUUGGCAUGAUGACAUUCUGUAGUCUCAUUUAACCACGUGUUAGCAACCAUCUUUUUUAAGAAGCAUAAAAGCUUCAAAAUUCACAAAACAAAAUUUGUCUCUGAAGCUUAUGUUAACCACAGACUUUAUUUCAGGCAUCUAACCAAAAAAUUGAUUUAUUCCUGGGGCACUCAAUAUACUGCGAUUUAAAAUUCAAUUAAAAAGUAUAAAAAAUGCAAAAUCACUGCUUUUGUAGAGAUAAAACUGUAAUGAUUGUCUCUUUAAAGCCAGUGCCAUAAAUUAUUAAUAUUGUGUUGUUUGUUUGCAACACAGCUAUUAUUUAUUUUGUGACAGUCCUGUUUUUGACGACUACUGUGAUUCUCACAUACUUGACCAGAAUGAGUUGGAGCUAAAAGAAAGUGCUGGAAUCACCUACCAGGAGUAGGUGCUCAUGAUAAGUGUUUAAACACACAAUCAGGCUGCAGUUUCCCUGCAUGUAUUUCAUGUGCAGUACUUGCUGAUCUUGUGUCAUAAACGCUAUCAGUGCAAAGAAAAUGGAAAAAUGUUAAAGUGCUGAGGAUUGAAUGGUUUUAGAUGUGACAGCAAUAAACUAUUUUGUAAAGAAAAAAAAAGAAAAAUAAGUUGGGAGUGAUGUUGUCAGCCUGAGCUUUUAAGUGGAAAUCCCGAAUUCCCUGAUUGCUCAUGUCUUUUCUUUAUUUUCCUUUUUUUGUUUUUAAAUUAAAGAGAUGAAGUGAAGUUA
Messenger RNA from Plectropomus leopardus (leopard coralgrouper), 3441 nucleotides. It is a transcript of the gene klhl31, whose product is annotated as kelch-like family member 31. Gene Ontology annotation, molecular function: protein binding. The record is from RefSeq and is a predicted model, not a curated record. Gene Ontology annotation, biological process: negative regulation of protein phosphorylation. Gene Ontology annotation, cellular component: nucleus. Lineage: Eukaryota; Metazoa; Chordata; Actinopteri; Perciformes; Serranidae.